Molecule: messenger RNA, 1612 nt
Organism: Cryptomeria japonica (Japanese cedar)
Lineage: Eukaryota; Viridiplantae; Streptophyta; Pinopsida; Cupressales; Cupressaceae
Product: divinyl chlorophyllide a 8-vinyl-reductase, chloroplastic
Exons: 1
Coding region: 94-1377 (427 amino acids)
Molecular function (GO): oxidoreductase activity
Source: RefSeq, a predicted model, not a curated record
GUGCAAUGAUCGAUGAUAGGAUAGAAUGUCGAAUGGUGGCAGAAAAUGAGAGAAACGGCAUAUCUACUGUAGGUGCAGAGUGUACCAGAAGUGAUGAUGGAUCAUGCAUUGUUCCUUUCCCAUGAUUCUCCAACUCUCUUCUCUUCUGGGGGAUCUCAAAAUCGCAUUUCUUGUGCACAAUUUGUCAAAGUAUCAAAAUGCAAGGGCUUUCCCAAUAAAACUCAUUCUGGUAGACUCUCGUUGAGAGCAGGAGAGCGCCCGUUUAAUCUUCUAGGCAAGCGAGUUUGUGAUAGAAGAGGGCUCUACAGCAGUAAGGUGAUUGCUUCAAGCACACAACUGCCUGUGCAAGAAUUCAGGAGUAAAACUCCCCAGGACAUCAAUGUUUUAGUAGUGGGAUCCACUGGCUACAUUGGCAAAUUUGUUGUUGUGGAGUUAGUGAAGCGAGGGUUCAAUGUGUUUGCCAUUGCCAGGGAAAGAAGUGGUAUUGGUGGAAAACUAGGGAAGGAGGAGAUCAAGAAAGAACUGAAGGGCGCCCAAGUGUGUUUUGCAGAUGUAACAGACAUAAAAUCUCUGCAAAUAGCAAUUGCUGAUCUGGGUAUUUCUGUUGAUGUAAUUAUAUCCUGCUUGGCUAGCAGGAAUGGUGGUGUAAAAGAUUCAUGGAAAAUUGAUUAUGAGGCUACCCGCAACAGCCUUAUUGCAGGAAAGGCAGCAGGGGCAUCACAUUUUGUUCUGCUGUCGGCAAUUUGUGUGCAGAAACCCCUACUGGAGUUUCAGAGGGCCAAGCUUAAAUUUGAAGCUGAAUUACAGAGAGAAGCAGAGAAUGGGGGGCUUACUUACAGCAUUGUUAGACCCACAGCCUUCUUUAAAAGCUUGGGUGGUCAGGUGGAACUGGUUAAAAGUGGAAAGCCCUAUGUGAUGUUUGGAGAUGGAAAGCUGUGUGCUUGUAAGCCCAUUAGCGAAUCAGAUUUGGCUUCCUUUAUUGUGGACUGUAGUUUAGACAGGGAUAAGAUCAAUAAAAUUCUUCCAAUUGGUGGCCCCGGCAAGGCCAUGACUCCUUUGGAGCAGGCAGAAAUACUGUUUAGGCUUAUGGGAAAAAAACCCAAGUUUUUGAAAGUGCCCUUGGAAAUAAUGGACUUUGCUAUAGGAUUGUUGGACUUUUUGCUAAAAGUUUUUCCAUCUUUGGAAGAUGCAGCCGAGUUUGCAAAGAUUGGAAGGUAUUAUGCAGCAGAGAGUAUGCUGGUUUGGGAUCCACAAACAGGCAAGUAUGAUGCUUCUGCAACACCCAGUUAUGGAAAGGCCACCCUUGAGGAUUUUUUUGACAAGGUUCUGAGAGAAGGAAUGGCAGGCCAGGAGUUAGGAGAUCAGGCUGUGUUCUGAGGAAAAGCUUUCCUCUUCUGAAUGCUAACUUCUACUUGUGGAUAUGGGCUCUCAACUUCAAAGUAAAUCCCUAGCAUGUUGUUGGUUAUUUGGAUGUGUCAAAUGAAAAACAAUGUGCCAUUGUUUAAGCUCUUCCCUCUUAACCAAUAUUUGGAUUUGUCAAAUGAAAAAUAAUGUGCCUUGUGUUACCAUUUUUCAUAAGAAAGCUUUUAUAUGCAGAUUCAUUCUUUGUUUC